AUGGGUCGAGGUACUGGCAAAUUGGGAGACCCGGAGCGUAUGGACCUGGGCGGCGGUACUUUCUCCUUGCGAGAGAAUAUACCCAUCGUGUUCUUCGCAACUGUUCACGAGUGGGCAGCCGGGCUCAGUAUAGUUGUCCUAGAUUCAGCCAAGUCUGCAAGGAAUCCGAUCCGUAUUGAGAUUUCAAACCUAGGAAUGAAGCCUAGGAAGAGGAUGCCUUCCACUGUAUAG
Messenger RNA from Pseudocercospora fijiensis CIRAD86, 231 nucleotides. RefSeq lists its product as uncharacterized. Bases 1 to 231 code for a protein of 76 amino acids. The transcript has 5 exons. The record is from RefSeq and is a predicted model, not a curated record. Lineage: Eukaryota; Fungi; Ascomycota; Dothideomycetes; Mycosphaerellales; Mycosphaerellaceae.